Messenger RNA from Suillus paluster, 270 nucleotides. RefSeq lists its product as uncharacterized. The annotation marks the transcript as partial. The record is from RefSeq and is a predicted model, not a curated record. NCBI's taxonomy places the organism in Eukaryota, Fungi, Basidiomycota, Agaricomycetes, Boletales, Suillaceae. The transcript has a single exon.
CAAGACCUCAGGCCAUUCAUUGCCAGCAUGAAAAAAUGGUGGUCAUCUAUUCAACCUGUGGAACAUGCCUGUGACACACGUGGUCUCUUCAAACAUAACUUAGAAAACAUUGAUUGGUCAAGGCUUCACAGGGCUGGUAGGAAUGGGAUGUAUCUGGUGGUAGUUGGUUUGAUGUGGUGGCAUAGAGGAUCGACGAAUGAUGAGGGCUUGGAUGUGUGGUUCACCAUGGUGGAUGAUGUCACCUGGGUGCUGGAGAGGCUGAUAGCUACA